AUGCCUCCUCCUCCGUAUACGGCGGAACCAGGCAAUUGGUUUCUACGCGGUGUUCAGUCAGCCGUGUUCUACUAUGUUUCCUGUACACCUUGGGUUGAGUUCAAACACAAGCGCAAAAGAAGGAAGGAGGCCAAAGAGCAGGCGCAAGAAAGAGCGGAUGUUGUGGUCACUCAACCAGGCCGCGUGAGACAGCCGGCUCCAUUCCAGACGAAUGAAGCAUGGGCAGAAGAGUUGAUGCUGGGCCCUGGUCCACCGAAAGGGUGGAAGAAGGAUUCUCUCCUGGCGAAACUGCAGAACAAGGUACACAAAGAGCCGAUCGAGUCCUCCACACCUGACCCUGAGAUGCAUGCUUUACAACCGCAGCCCACAGAAUCCUCCGCAACGCCGUUCACGGAGUCGGCCACGGAAUUGUCGAGCGCCAGUGGGGCUGAAGAAGACACAGCCAAAAGAGCGAAAUCUGCUCUAAGCCCAACAAGAUCACUUAGGGAGAGGAGACUAUCGAAUGCCGUGGACAACAUCAAAGAAUCUCUGCGUAUAUCACUACAUCCACCCAAGUGGAAUUGGAAGAGAUAUGAUCGGGAAGAUGAGAUACUUGCCGGCUUUACUGAGAGAGUCACUAGAAUUUGGAACCGCGCCACGCUCGGGAUACAUCGGGACGAUGCGGGAGACGAAGACGAACAAGAUGAGCCUCCGACACACAAGCGGAAGCGGGCCCUCACGAAUGAGAGUGAGCGUUACGACUAUUACCGGGCAAGACACCCUGAAGUGAACGAUAUGCACCCCCCAAUUGUGUCACAACUACCAGCUGGUAGGGAAGAAGUAGCCUGGAUGCUGCUUCCGCCUCCAAGUGCCGCAGUGAUGGAAGCACGAACAAGACCUGCUGCAGAACCAGAGAUGCGAUGGCCGCUAUGCGUCAUAGGGAGACCGCUGAGAGAUACGGAGCCCAAGCUAUCGGUGGCCAAGACGCAGUCUACAGAACAAAUUCACUCCCAAGCCGUCGACCUCUCUACUGACGCCGAAGAUGAAGACGACUCUUUGGAUAGCAUAGACGACCCAAGCGAGGAUGAAAGUGUCCAAGACGGCGACAUACGAAGCGAGAAUCAGAAUUCUUCACGGAUCAAACAUCUAUCAGAUCCUAUCAUCAGGCCGCCUCCUAUACAUCCAGUAUCACGGAUUGCUGGAGAUCUGUUAGUCCCCAAGAGAAGGGAUUCAUGGCAGAUCCAUUAUGUUGUCCCGUCGUGCCAGCCGGUGGAGUGGUGA
This is a messenger RNA of Cladophialophora yegresii CBS 114405, 1260 nucleotides long. RefSeq lists its product as uncharacterized. Lineage: Eukaryota; Fungi; Ascomycota; Eurotiomycetes; Chaetothyriales; Herpotrichiellaceae. The coding region runs from base 1 to 1260 and encodes 419 amino acids. The transcript has a single exon. The record is from RefSeq and is a predicted model, not a curated record.